AUGUCUCUGCCCACUACCCAGAAAGCGGUCGUCAUCCAGGGCCCAGGGGUGGCCAAAGUCGUGGCUGACCGACCCAUCCCCAAGCUCCGCGAUGGCUUCAUCCUGGUCAAGACGGCGGCGGUUGGCCUCAACCCCACAGACUGGAAACACAUCGACCACAUGAUCAAGGAGGCCGGCCCCGUAGUCGGCUGCGACUACGCGGGCGUCGUCGAGGCCGUCGGGCCGGGCGUCACCAAACCCUUCAAAAAGGGCGACCGCAUCUGCGGCAUCGCACACGGCAGCAACGCCGUCCAGCACGAGGACGGCACCUUUGCCGAGUACAUCGUCGUCAAGGGCGACGUGCAGAUCAAGAUCCCCGACAACCUGAGCUUCGAGGACGCGGCCACGCUCGGCGUCAGCGUCACCACGGUCGCGCAGAGCUUAUACCAGGGCCUGGGUCUUGCUCUGCCCUCGGCGCCCGCCCGGGACGCUGCCCCCGUCCUCAUCUACGGAGGGAGCACGGCAACCGGCAUCCUUGCCAUCCAGUACGCCAAGCUGUCCGGGUACAAGGUCGUGACUACGUGCUCCCCGCGCAACAACGACCUGGUCGAGGCUCUCGGCGCCGACGCCGUCUUCGACUACAACGACCCGGAGUGCGCGGCCAAGAUCCGCGCCUACACGAACGACUCGCUUGCCGUGGCGCUGGACACAAUCUCCCUGCCUGAAUCGGCCGAGAUUUGCGAGGGGGCGUUGGCGUCGUCGCCGCCGCCGGGGACUACCCUCCGGUACCAUGCUCUUCUCCCCGCGACGACGGCCCGGAGUGACGUUACGGACACGCGGUCCCUGGCUUACACGGCAAUGGGGGAGGCGUGGAGCUUUAAGGGCGAGCCGCAACCCGUUGUCAGGGAGGACUUUGAGUACGCCGUCAAGUUUUGGGACUUGUCGCGAGAGCUGCUCGCGUCGGGGAAGCUCAAGGUCCCGCCGGUGCAGCUGGGACGAGGGCUGGACGGCGUGCUGGACGGUCUGCAGGCUUUGAGGGAGAACAAGGUCAGCGGGAAGAAGCUCGUGUACACGGUGUAA
This is a messenger RNA of Metarhizium brunneum ARSEF 3297, 1059 nucleotides long. It is a transcript of the gene TOXD, whose product is annotated as Protein TOXD. The record is from RefSeq and is a predicted model, not a curated record. Gene Ontology annotation, molecular function: oxidoreductase activity, acting on NAD(P)H. NCBI's taxonomy places the organism in Eukaryota, Fungi, Ascomycota, Sordariomycetes, Hypocreales, Clavicipitaceae.